CAUUAUCAUCAAAUUUUGUAGCCAACAUUUUUGCAUUAAAAUAUUACAUGAUAAUCAUGGCUUGCUGCUCAUGUCUCUUUGUGGAUCAACGCAACCCCCCAUUACCACCCACACCAUCAUCAAAAUCUUCACAAAUCACAAAACUCCCCUCUCUCCCUUCCCUUCUCUCCCUCCCUUCCUCCAAAACUCAUGGAAUCCUCUCCCAUUGAACGCCUUGACUUUGGGAAGAUGGGAUAUGGGUGCAAGCAUUACAGGAGAAGAUGCAGGAUUCGAGCACCCUGUUGCAAUGAAGUUUACUCAUGCCGUCAUUGUCAUAACGACGCAACGAGCAUGCUGAGCAACCCUUUUGAUCGCCACGAGCUUGAACGCCAGGAGGUUGAACAAGUUGUUUGUUCAGUUUGUGACACAGAACAGCCAGCUGCUCAAGUUUGCACAAACUGUGGUGUCAGAAUGGGAGAGUAUUUCUGUGACAUCUGCAAAUUCUUUGAUGAUGAUAUAGGGAAACAGCAGUUUCAUUGUGAUGAUUGUGGGAUCUGCAGAGUUGGUGGACGUGAGAACUAUUUCCACUGCAAGAAGUGCGGGUCUUGCUAUUCAGUUAAUCUGCGCGGUAAUCAUUCAUGUGUGGAGAACUCCAUGAGGCAUCAUUGUCCCAUUUGUUAUGAGUAUCUUUUUGACUCAUUGAAAGACACUAUUGUCAUGAAAUGUGGUCACACAAUGCAUUGUGAUUGUUACCAAGAGAUGAUAAAGCGUGACAAGUGCUGUUGCCCCAUAUGCUCCAAGUCGGUAAUUGACAUGUCUAGGAGAUGGAAGAGAAUUGAUGAAGAGAUUGAAGCAACUGUCAUGCCUGAUGAUUAUCGGUAUAGAAAGGUUUGGAUACUCUGCAAUGACUGCAAUGACACAACCGAAGUUUACUUCCACAUCAUUGGGCAUAAAUGCGGUCACUGCAGUUCGUAUAAUACUCGUGCUAUUGCUCCUCCUGUUCUUCCUCAAUGACCAGAUUCUUGCUGCUCAGGAAACAGAUCUUGCAAGGCAGUCAAUUUAAGUUUUUACUCUAUUAUUAUAGAGCCUUUUUUAACUCAUCAUCAAAAUUGAUGGUAUAUCACUAUAUUGUGCCUUUGAAACUUUUCAUAGAUUAUUCUUCCUCCAUCAAAUGGAGUGGUUAAUGUUUUUUGUGUUCGAGUCAUUAGACUGAAAUGAAAAUCUGUAUACUAUGUAAUAUAGGGGGAAAUGUUUAUUCAUGAGCCUCUGCUAAUUGUGUGUGCUAGUGAUGUAUUGUUAUUGGAAGAUGGAUUGACAUUGAAUUUAGUCAACACAAUUCAGUGAUUCCUUCCUUGCAUAA
This is a messenger RNA of Lotus japonicus, 1339 nucleotides long. RefSeq names its product E3 ubiquitin-protein ligase MIEL1. Gene Ontology annotation, molecular function: ubiquitin protein ligase activity; zinc ion binding. Gene Ontology annotation, cellular component: nucleus. The record is from RefSeq and is a predicted model, not a curated record. The transcript has 12 exons. Bases 190 to 993 code for a protein of 267 amino acids. Gene Ontology annotation, biological process: ubiquitin-dependent protein catabolic process; protein ubiquitination. NCBI's taxonomy places the organism in Eukaryota, Viridiplantae, Streptophyta, Magnoliopsida, Fabales, Fabaceae.